AACUUGCCUCGUGAGGAAAGGUUUAAGCCUGAAAAUGUCAUCCUUGUUGGUUUGAUGCCUGGUUCUAAGGAGCCAAAGACCGAAGAGAUCAACCACUAUUUAAAGUCAAUAGUCGAUGAAUUGCUGCAGUUGUUUACAAGGAUAACCAUCCCAACCUUUGAGUGCCCAGCUGGUGUUAAUGUACAUGCUGCAUUACAUAUGGUUGCCUGUGACAUCCCCGCUGCCAGGAAGACCAGUGGAUUCACCGCCCACAACAGUACUUGUGCAUGCCCCAGAUGUGUGAGACAGUUUACCAGGUUACCAAGCACCAAUCAGGUCGACUUCAGUGGGUUCGACUAUUCAACGUGGAAAAUCCAUAGCGGUCUGGAAAGUAGGUUGCAUGCUGAGGAGUGGAAGAGUGCCAGUACGCCCUCAGAAAGGCAUCAGUUGGAAAUUGAAAAUGGUGUUCGAUGGUCACAGCUGCAUCGCCUUGGAUACUUGGAUCUAGUAUGUGGAACAAUCAUCGAUCCCAUGCAUAAUUUAUUCUUGGGGACACCAAAGAGAAUGAUGGAGUGGUGA
Messenger RNA from Phycomyces blakesleeanus NRRL 1555(-), 558 nucleotides. RefSeq lists its product as hypothetical. The record is from RefSeq and is a predicted model, not a curated record. The transcript has a single exon. Lineage: Eukaryota; Fungi; Mucoromycota; Mucoromycetes; Mucorales; Phycomycetaceae. The annotation marks the transcript as partial.